Neodiprion fabricii is the source of this 2945-nucleotide messenger RNA. RefSeq names its product xylulose kinase. The record is from RefSeq and is a predicted model, not a curated record. Gene Ontology annotation, cellular component: cytosol. Gene Ontology annotation, biological process: D-xylose metabolic process; xylulose metabolic process. The coding region runs from base 613 to 2226 and encodes 537 amino acids. NCBI's taxonomy places the organism in Eukaryota, Metazoa, Arthropoda, Insecta, Hymenoptera, Diprionidae. Gene Ontology annotation, molecular function: D-xylulokinase activity. The transcript is spliced from 12 exons.
AGGGAGAAAAAGAGAGGGUUACGAAAUCGCGCGACGUCCGUAGAUACCGGCUAACAAGGAACGUCGACAAUUUCUCGUCUUUGGAUGCGACAGAGCGCGAAACUACGAAGGCGUAAGUCAGCGGCUCCGCGACCGCGAUACCGAAACUCCAGCAGUGCGCGAGCGGUUCUUUUACAAGUUACAAUUACUUACUACCAGCUUGCAUCGUACGUACGUACGGGUGGGUUAAAUUUCAGCGUGACGGUGUUGCCGAGACACGGUCUAACCAGCGCCGACGGAGAGUGUCGGAGAGAGAAGGAGAAAGAGAAAGAGAGCCAACGAAGGACGCCGAAGCCGACGCCGACGCCGACGCCUCUCUCGCACCUGCAGACUACUACCUGCGCCGCGAAGAGAGGAAGAGAGGAGAGCCUCCUCUACGUCGGCAGAGCGAGACGCGCCUCCGGAGGCAUCGAACAUAAGUAAAACAUCGCGCGACGCGCGGAGGAAAGCGGAAGUACGGAGAUCACGCCCCCCUACCUCCCACCUCUCAUCCUCCGCCGGCAAGGCUUCCGAUCCUUCCAUAUUACACGAAUUUAUAUUAUAUAUUCCGAUCGGCACAGACUCACCGCGAAAAUGAGUGACGGAACCGCCGCGGAGACCGAGACGAAGGCCACCUACCUGGGCCUGGACCUCAGCACUCAGCAGUUGAAAGCUGUUGUGGUGGACGAGAACCUGAAGGUUCUUCACGAGACUAGCGUGCAGUUCGACAAUGAUUUACCGGAGUUUAGAACCUACGGAGGAGUUGUUCAGAACAAAAGCGAUCCCUUGCUCAGGGUGGCUCCCACCCUGAUGUGGGUAAAAGCCCUGGACAUGAUUCUCGACAAAUUGCGGGUCUGCGGUGUCGACUUUACAAAAGUCGCCGCGAUUUCCGGUAGCACGCAGCAACACGGUACGGUUUACUGGGGAAAAGGAAGCGGCAAUCAGUUGAAAAAUUUGGAUCCGGACAAGUUUUUGCACGAGCAACUGGCGACGUUUUUUUCGGUCGGUCUGUCGCCGGUUUGGAUGGACUCUAGCACGUCGGAGCAAUGUCGUAUCCUCGAGGAGGCGGUGGGCGGUCCGCAAAAACUGGCAGAAAUAACAGGAUCCAGAGCUUACGAAAGGUUCUCCGGUGCGCAAAUAGCCAAAAUAGCCCAUUACAAGCCGGACGCUUAUGCCAGCACCGAGAGGAUAUCUCUCGUCAGCAGCUUCGCGGCUACUUUAUUCCUCGGGGAUUUCGCCCCAAUUGAUCUGUCCGACGGGUCAGGAACUAACCUUCUGGAUAUCCGAACUAAGGACUGGUGUGAUCAGCUUCUAGAGGCUUGCGCUCCGGGACUGAGAGAGAGGCUCGGAAGUCCCGUGCCAUCCUACACGAAUUUGGGUCCGGUUUCGAAGUAUCUCGUUGAGCGAUUUGGGUUCGAUGAAAAAUGCCGAGUGAUAGCGUUCACCGGGGACAAUCCGGGCUCUCUGAUUGGAAUGAGACUCAAGGACGGAGAUGUGGCUUGUAGUUUGGGCACUAGCGACACUCUCUUUUUAUGGCUUGAAAAGGUGAAAACCGCGACGGAGGGGCACAUCUUCUGCAACCCGCUAGAGGACGGGGCUUACAUGGCUUUGCUUUGCUUUAAAAAUGGCUCUCUGACUCGCGAGAGAAUCAGAGACAGCGCGGCCGGUGGAUCCUGGCAAAUUUUUAACGAAUUGUUGGAGAGCACGCCCCGAGGAAAUUUCGGUAACAUCGGACUUUACUACGACGCUCAGGAGAUAAUUCCGUUCCUUAACGGAGAUCACAGAUACAACAAAGCCAACGACGAAAUCAGCCGAUACAGUUCAAAGGAAGUCGAAGUCCGGGCGGUCAUAGAGGGUCAAUUUAUCGCGCGAAGAGCCCACGCCGAAGACUUUGGCUUCACGAUCGGGCCAAACACCCGCAUUAUAGCGACUGGGGGAGCUUCUAACAACAAAGCGAUACUCCAAGUUCUCGCCGACGUUUUCAAUUCCCCUGUUUACGUCUCGGAAUUAGCUAAUUCGGCGAUGUUGGGAGGGGCUUAUCAGGCGAAGCACGGAUUGCUGCGUGGAGAAAAAACUUUUCUGGAAAUAACAGCAUCGUUACCCGAACCUCGGCUAUUGUGUCAGCCGUACAAAGACGCGGAGUCUAUAUACAAGCCGAUGAUCGUUCGGUAUAGAAAAAUCGUCGCCGAUCUGCUGAAGAAGGAAUAGACUAAACCCAAACGAAAUACCGAGAAAUUUUUAUGGACUUCUGCUGUUUAACAUUCCGCCCUUUUAUCGACAAUACAAGUACCUCUGAUUAGUUUUCUACUGCACUGACGAUAGGGCUAGUUAAUUAGAAAACUUUUAUUUAAUUUUAAUUCGAUGAAUGACAAUAGAAAUUUUAGGCUCCUAAGCAUUCUGGAAAUGCUUUUGGUCUACUGCUUGUUUAAAAGUUUAUUCCAAUUUAAUUAAUCGAUAUCUCUUUAUAGUCAAUGGUUAGUGAAAUUACAUUUAAACGGCAUCCAGGUGAUAUUUUAUGUAUGGAUAAUAAUAUAAUUUACCCGAGGAUAAUUUUCAUCUACUCGAAUGGCAAUAAUGUCGCUGCAUAAUAUAAUUUAACUUAGCGCAUUCCAUUUCCACUAUAAUAUACAAUAGGCAUGUUAUAUAAUUUAUGGUGAAGUAAGUAGGCGAAAUAACGACAAAAGUUUCAUCAAGUAAUCCGACUGCAUACUUGUAACAGCUAUGCUUUGUUUAGGCAAAUUUGAGUACUUGAAGGCACAAAAAGACCACCUGGCUAAGAUACAAUCAGCAGAAAAUUCAGAAAUUUCGCUCUAAGUUGUUGAAGAAUGAGGAAAAAAAAAAUUAUUUAACUUACACACAUGUGCCUAAAUUCCAUGUAAAGUACAAGUUUUAAUAAAAUAUUAUUCCCAUGAUGAUUAUUUAUUCGA